AUGUCAUUUGUUUAGUUAUAACUUGCAGUAUUAUUUUGGACACUGGGUGGCGGUCAUGAGAUGCACAGGGUUGUAUAUUUAGGGGCAUAGGUGACAGGAAACGGAAGGCACAGGCAGGUGGGGCACAUACAGUUCUUCACAGAUCGGGAACAGACGCACACUACAGCUGGCAGGAUAGAAACCCGGUAUGUUCAUGUCAUGUACAAAGACUAAAACAACAAACUAAACGGCAGCCAACGGACUGGAAAAUCUGUUCUUGAAUCUGCGUAAGAUCACUCCUAACUUAACCUACCUGUGUAGUAAUGGUAAACCGGAAAAACAGGAAAAGAAAGGACAUCAAAAAAUGAAAAUUGCCAUUACACCUAAGUAAGAACUCGCUCUUCGAGUGAAAUUGGAGCUCGUGAGUCAUUCGGACGGACUGAGCAUUGUCACGCGGAACAACAAAGAGGACGCCGCCAUUUCCAAACCAGGUGGACAUCUUCGUCACCUGCGCUUACCUGACGGUGAUUGAAAACCGCAAACUGAGUGAGUACAUGCAAGCAUUAAGCUUUAUUGGAGAAGCUAUAUGCGAAGCCGUAUUGGAAGACGGCUAUUAUAAUGGAGUUGGUGGACUGAAGACUGAAAGCUACGAUCGCACAUCGAUCAGCUGUUUGAAACAUUGUGCCGGCAGCAUACGGCUUUCGUCAACAAGUCUUAAAGAGACAGUGAACAAAUAUGUCUGUUGUUAAGUCUGAUGCUCAGUCACAAGAUGACGAUGUUGAAAAGGAAAAAAGGGUUAUCAAACACACUGCCAAAGGCUUGGAAUUGUUCAUUGCAAAUUGUCAAAAGACACGAAACAGAAAAUGUAAACAAGCUAACAAGUUGAUGGAAAUGCUGAAAGAGCUCAUGAAAUUAAAGGAAAAUGCAAGAGAAGUACAAUCUAAUUUGUUUCAAUUAAUCAAGCUCUGUGAUGAAGCCAAGGAAAACCAUGAAUCACUGGUGAAUUUACCACUGCCUGAAGAUGAACUUGAAAAGCAAAAUCAGUGGUUUCAACGAAAAAUGGAAAUCUUUAAAGGGUGUAUACAAAAUGUAAAGGUGUGGUUACCUGAGGCUGGACAGCAAAUUGCACACUCCGUUGCUGAAAGUGUCAUACUACAAAGUGUAGUAAAUUCAGAUGACAUUGGACCUGAUGACAGUGUUUCAAAUGCCUCAAAACCUAAAUCAAAGCACAAAUCCAGUUCUUCAUCACGUGCAUCUUCAACAUCCUCUGCUUGCAUUAAAGCUCAGGCAGAAAAGGCUGCUCUCAUGGAACGUGUUGCUGCCCUGAAGAAAAAACAUGAGCUUGAGGCACAAGAAGAACAAUUGAAAAGAAAGAAAGAGCAACUGGAACUAGAAACUGAACUGGCAGCAACCAAUGCAAAAAUCAACAUACUUGAGGCCUUGGGAUCAAGAAGCAGCUCUAGAGUUUCUGAUGGGAUGAACUCUUAUUUGAGAAAAGGAACUGCUCAAAAUGAAACAUCAGCUAAAUUAAAUCCACACACAAAUGAAUAUCUACCAGAUCAAGUGCAGCAAAGACAGAAUGUGUUGAUAGAAACUGACUCUUCUUCCCAGCAACAGGUUGUUAGACCAAAAGAAACAGCUCACGGACCAUCUGUUCGACCUCAUGAUACAACCCAUCUAAUACAAUAUUCUCCUCAAAGGCAAAAUGUACAGAGUCAUAUGCAGGGGCAUGUUCGCACUACACCCCCUGUAUUGAAUGAUGGCAAUCAAGGUGAUAUGUGUAACCUAAUACAGAGGCAAAAUGACAUCACUGCUCUCCUGGCUCAACAAAGUCUCUCUUCUACUUUACCACCAAGAGUCAUUCCUGUUUAUGAUGGUGAUCCUUUACAGUACGAAGUUUUCCGCAGGGCAUUUGAGAGAGGAGUGGAAAAAAAGUGUGAUGACUACAGUGACUGCUUGCAUUUCCUAGAGCAAUAUACAAGAGGGCUUCCAAAAGACUUAGUCCGCAGCUGUCAACAUCUGCCCCCAGCCCAGGGCUAUCAAAGAGCAAAAGAUCUGCUCAAAGAACAUUUUGGUAAUGAACAUAAGAUUGCCACUGCAUAUAUGGACAAAGCAUUUGCCUGGUCAGUGAUCAAAUCAGAGGAUGUGGAAGCAUUGCAAGCAUUCUCACUGUUCCUUAGAGGUUGUUGCACUGCAAUGGAACAUCUCACCUAUAUGGAGGAAAUGAAUGUUGCUUCCAGUAUGAAGACCAUCCUUCUGAAACUGCCUUACAGGCUCAGAGACAAGUGGAGAAGUAGAGCAUGUCAGUUACAGGAGCAGCGUGGACACCGAGCUAGAUUUCCUGACCUGGUAGACUUCAUAGAGAGACAAGUGAAAAUACUAUCAGAUCCACUUUUUGGAAACAUUCAGGAUGCUAAGCCAGCUGCAACUGUCAAAAGCUCUACUAAAACAAGAGAAAAGUCAAGACCUAGAGGAAGCAGUUUUGCAACAGCUGUAACACCUGUAAAAACAUCAGUACAAGAAAAUUUGACAACAAAUGGAAUGAAAGGAAAUGUACCUACUACCAAUUUUCAAAGUUCUUGUUUGUUCUGCAACAAGAGUGGUCACACAUUGGGGCGGUGUCCACAGAUCAGGAAGAAGAUGCACAGAGAAAAAAUAGACUUCUUAAAGGAGAAGGGAGUCUGUUUUGGAUGUUUAAAAAUAGGACACAUGAGCAAAGACUGCAAGAGUCGUUUGACUUGUGAUGUGUGCAACCAAAAUCAUCCUGAAAUACUUCACAUUGAACAAAAGGACAAAGGAAAAAAAACAGAACAUACAGAACAGAGUGAAAAAGCAACUGGGAGUAAUGCUGUUCUCUCACCUCAUACAUGUGGGCAUAUUGGGGCCGGUGAUGAAAACUGUACCUUUUCCAUUGUACCAGUACAAGUAAAGAGCCAAAAGGGGGACACAGUGUUGCAAACAUAUGCAUUUUUGGAUCAUGGAAGUACAUCUACCUUUUGCACAGAAAGCUUGAUGAGAAGGCUGAACAUAACAGGGCAAAGGACCAAUAUUCUUUUACGUACCAUGAACCAAGUGAAGCCUGUGACCAGUCAUCAUAUCUCAGGUUUGGAAAUAUCUAGUCUGGACAAAGACUAUUUCAUUCAAAUAUCUGAUGUGUUCACACAUAAAACCAUGCCUGUUUCCCAGCUCAACAUUCCCAGACAAGAAGAUCUGACACAAUGGCCUUACUUGAAGGAUAUCAUGAUUCAUGAAAUAGACUCUGGCAUUGACCUACUCAUCGGGACAAAUGCUUCAAAGGUAUUGGAACCUUGGGAGCUGGUCAACAGCCAAGGGGAUGGACCAUAUGCUGUGAGGACCCUACUGGGGUGGGUCAUCUAUGGUCCCCUGAGAGGAGACAAAAGCAUAAGGGAUGAAAAUGGCUGCCCUGCUGCUGCUGUCAAUCGAAUAUCCAUUGUAAACUUGGAGGAGCUACUGGUCAAACAGUACAAUCAUGACUUCAGUGAAGGAACCAGCAAGGAAACAGAGGAAAUGUCUAGGGAAGAUGUAAAAUUCUUGGACAUUGUGAAUCGCUCAGCAAAAGUGACAGAUGGACACUACUGCCUAGACUUACCUUUCACACAAGAAAAGCCCAGCAUGCCAAAUAACCGUUGCAUUGCAGUGCAGCGCAUCCAGAGCCUGAAACGCAAGUUUGCCAAGAAUAAGAAAUUUCAUGAUGAAUAUAAAUCUUUCCUCACAGAAAUGAUUGUCAAUGGUUAUGCUGAAGUGGUACCAGUCGACCAGCUGAAUCGAAGCGAUGGAGAACUCUGGUACAUCCCACAUCACGGAGUGUAUCACUCAAAGAAAGGAACCUUAAGGGUAGUGUUUGACUGUGGUGCAGUCUUUAAAGGAACAUCACUUAACUGCCAAUUGCUGCAGGGUCCAGACCUUACCAACUCACUCAUUGGAGUUCUCAUCAGAUUCAGACAAGAGCCGGUUGCUUUGAUGGCUGACAUCAAAGCAAUGUUUCAUCAAGUCAGAGUAUCAGAAAAGCAUGUUGACUAUCUGCGAUUCCUGUGGUGGCCCGAUGGUGAUGUGCAGCAAGAUCUUGUUGAAUACCGGAUGAAAGUACAUCUCUUUGGAGCCGUGUCGUCACCAAGUUGUGCAAACUUUGCAUUAAGGAAGACUGCUGAUGACAACAAAGGUCACUUUCCAUCAGAGGUAACAAACACAGUAAAGAACAACUUCUAUGUAGAUGAUUGUUUGAAAUCCCUGCCUUCGGAACAGGAAGCAGUUCAAAUGGUAAGAGACCUGACUGCUCUCUGCAAAAUGGGAGGAUUCAUGCUGUCAAAGUGGAUCAGCAACAGCCGUGUUGUAUUGGCAUCCAUUCCCCAAGAAAACCGAACCAAAGAGACUAAGGAGUUGGACUUGGACAAAGACAAUCUGCCAAUGGAAAGAGCCCUGGGAUUGCACUGGUGUGUUGAAACAGAUGUCUUCAAGUUCAAAAUUGCUGCACAGGAACGACCAUACACCAGACGUGGCAUCUUGUCCGUAGUCGGCUCUAUAUACGAUCCUUUAGGAUUUGUAGCACCAUUUACUCUGCCAGCCAAACUGAUUAUGCAGGAGCUCUGUAAGAAAAAACUUGGAUGGGAUGAAAACAUACCCCAAACCUUCUUGCAUCGGUGGACAGGAUGGCUAGCAGACCUUAACAAGAUGGCAGAGUUUAAAGUAGACCGGUGCAUGAAGCCCACAAGCUUUGGUCAAAUCAGAUUUGCACAGCUACACCACUUUUCAGAUGCCAGUGAAAGUGGCUAUGGUACUGCCUCAUAUAUAAGACUGGAAAACUAUAACAGAGAAGCGCAUGUUGCAUUCAUAAUAGGAAAAUCCAGAGUGGCACCAUUGAAACAAAUAACGACUCCCCGAAUGGAGCUCACAGCUGCAGUCCUAGCUGUCAAAGUUGACACAAUGCUGCGAAAGGAAUUACAGCUUCAACUGGACAAAUCCAUCUUCUGGACCGAUAGCACAACGGUGCUUAAAUACAUCAACAACGAAACCAAACGCUUCCAAACAUUUGUAGCAAACAGGACCUCUUUUAUAAGGGAUGCUACUGAUGUAUCACAAUGGAGAUAUGUUAACACAAAGGAAAAUCCUGCAGAUGAAGCCUCAAGAGGACUAACAGCAGACCGCUUCUUGAGCUGCAAAAGAUGGAUCCAGGGACCAGAUUUUCUCUGUAAGCCAGACAGAGAAUGGCCAAAACCUCACUUGGAAUCUGCAAUCUCUGCUAAUGAUCCAAUGGAUCUGGAAGCACUCACACCAAACCAUCUUCUUCUGUUGAAGUCUAAGCCAAUACUACCACCUGGACUCUUUGUAAAAGAAGACUUGUACAUCAAACGCAGAUGGAGACAAGUGCAAUACAUGGCAGAUCUCUUUUGGAAACGGUGGACACAGGAAUACUUACCUCUUAUCCAAGAACGACAACGGUGGUCAAAGGUGAAAAGAAGCUUUGCUCCAGGUGACAUUGUUGUGGUGGUUGAUUCUACUGCACCACGAGGCUCAUGGCUAAUGGGCAGAAUACUGGAAACUAAACCAGAUGCACAAGGACUUGUGCGCACAGUUCGACUUCAGACAAAGAGCAGCAUCUUGGAAAGACCAAUAACAAAGAUAUGUCUGCUCCAAGAAGCCGAGACCUAAACGGCAAGAAAAAAAGAAAAAAAAAAGGAAGAUUGAAGAAUCAGUAAAGAAGAUUAAUGCCAACACAUAGAUGCAUUUUUUGAAAAUUGUAUAUGUAAUGUAUAAUGGAUAUGGCACCUUUUUUAUUAUUUAUUGGUAAUUGUUUUGUUAUAUACUUAAAACAAUUAGGGGAUGUGGAUUCGUUCUUGUAUUUACUCAUCUUCAAACAUUUUAAAAUAAUUUUUGUCAUCAGGAAAUUCCUAACACUGUCAACAUUUAGCAUGUUAGCAUUCUAACCAAUAAUAUCAUGCUAACAUGCUAAAUGUGACUUUUGUAACACGCUACAGUAAAUUUAGCAUGUUACAAUUCAAAAUGUGGUAACACUUGAUAUGACGCCCAUGAUUAUAAUACAUUUUUAACAUACUUGUAAUGCAGUGUAAUCUGCUUAUAGCACUGUAUAAUUAUAGUUCUAAGCACUCAUAAAUAUUCAUAAUGCUGUAAUAAUCAUAACACAUUAUGAUGUAUUCUAUAAUGACUUAUAAGGCCAAGUAUCGUAAUACUUAAUUGCUGAUCACUCACUGACCUUUUUUUUUCAUAGUGAUCAUAGUGUAUUAUAAUUCUCAUAGUUGUAAUGCAUUAUAAAAUGAUUAUAAUGUCUCAAUUAUCACUGUUAUAACGCAUUAAAAUGUGAUUGUAAGUUACUUUAAGUGGUCAUUGUUUGCUUUAAGUCAAGUGAAAAAAAUAUCAUUAAAUCUAUGCAAAAACACUCAGGACCCUAUUUUAACGAUCUAAGCGCACGGUCUGAAGCGCAUGGUACAAGUGCAUUUAGGGUGU
Messenger RNA from Thunnus maccoyii (southern bluefin tuna), 6459 nucleotides. RefSeq lists its product as uncharacterized. The record is from RefSeq and is a predicted model, not a curated record. Lineage: Eukaryota; Metazoa; Chordata; Actinopteri; Scombriformes; Scombridae. Bases 715 to 5646 code for a protein of 1643 amino acids. Gene Ontology annotation, molecular function: zinc ion binding; nucleic acid binding. The transcript has a single exon.